This is a messenger RNA of Protopterus annectens (West African lungfish), 1406 nucleotides long. RefSeq names its product leukocyte elastase inhibitor-like. The transcript is spliced from 6 exons. Gene Ontology annotation, biological process: negative regulation of endopeptidase activity. The record is from RefSeq and is a predicted model, not a curated record. Bases 2 to 1150 code for a protein of 382 amino acids. NCBI's taxonomy places the organism in Eukaryota, Metazoa, Chordata, Ceratodontiformes, Protopteridae. Gene Ontology annotation, molecular function: serine-type endopeptidase inhibitor activity.
GAUGAAGCCUCUCAUAACUGCAAACACUAAAUUUGCUUUGGACCUUUUCAAGCAUGUGACUGGAGACAGCAACGAUGACAAUAUCUUUUUUUCACCUCUGAGCUUGUCAGUUGCAUUAGCUAUGGUUUACUUUGGUGCUAGAGGCAAUACAGCAGAACAGUUAGCCAAGAUUCUCCAUUAUGCCAAAACAUCAGAUGUCCAUAGACAGUUCAAGGCACUGAAUGCUGUGAUCAACAACCCAAGCAGUUUGUAUGAGAUAAAAAUUGCUAACCGUCUCUUUGGAGAGAAGACAUUUGAUUUUGUACAGAAAUUUCUGGACAACACCAAGAAAUUCUAUCAAGCAGAAUUGUCACGAGUGGAUUUUCUGCACCAGAGCGAAACAGCUAGAAGAGACAUCAAUGCCUGGGUGGAGAGCCAAACAGAAGGAAAGAUAAAAGACCUGCUACCUGAAGGUAGUGUUGAAAGUGAUACCGUGCUUAUUCUGGCUAAUGCCAUAUACUUCAAAGGAACCUGGAAAAAAACAUUUGAACCAUGGAAUACUGAAGAGCAUCCAUUUAGGAUCAGUAAGAAUGACACAGUAAAGGUGCAGAUGAUGAAACUAGAAGAAGAUUUCAGGUACAACUACAUCAGUGAACUUCACCUUAGCAUCCUUGAACUUCCAUACCUGAAGGAUGAGACAAGCAUGCUAAUCCUGUUACCUGAUGACUUCACUGAUGAGUCUACUGGGUUAGAUCAACUGCAGAAAGAGCUAUCUUUUGAAAAAUUAUCACAGUGGACAGAUCCAAUCAACAUGCAGGAAACGUGUGUAUAUGUUUAUCUGCCAAAGUUUAACCUUGAGAAGAGCUAUGACAUGAAAUGCCUUCUGACUAAAAUGGGAAUAACUGACAUUUUCUGCAGAACCUCUGCUGACCUUUCAGGAAUGACCACAAAGGAUAAUCUCUUUGUUUCCAAGGUUGCUCACAAGUCAUUUGUGGAUGUUAAUGAACAAGGUACUUUGGCCGCAGCUGCAACAGGAAUCGUAUGCACAGCAGACUGUUUAAGACUUCCAGGUGCUCGCAAAGUAUUCAAAGCUGAUCAUCCGUUUCUGUUCUUUAUUAGGCAUAAUGAGAGUGGCAGCAUUUUGUUCUUUGGUAGAUUCUGCCAGCCUUGAGACUGCUUGACAUUCAUGAAUAUUAAUUAUUCACUGUUAAUGCUUGCUAAAAAGUGUAUAUUCAAAGAGUACAAACUAAAUAAGAAGCUUUCUAGCAGUUACAUAGAAGAUAUAAAAGUAAUGAUAAGUAAAAACUGCAUUUUCAAUUUAUAAGUUGUCCAUAUACCUUUGAUACAUUUUAUGAGCACAGCAUAACACAAACAGUUGAAAUGCUGAGACAGUAUUAAAAAGUACUGACAACAGAGGUUGAGCACCA